Pelmatolapia mariae (spotted tilapia) is the source of this 1014-nucleotide messenger RNA. RefSeq names its product cell cycle control protein 50A-like. Lineage: Eukaryota; Metazoa; Chordata; Actinopteri; Cichliformes; Cichlidae. Gene Ontology annotation, cellular component: plasma membrane; endoplasmic reticulum; Golgi apparatus. The coding region runs from base 1 to 1014 and encodes 337 amino acids. The record is from RefSeq and is a predicted model, not a curated record. The transcript is spliced from 2 exons.
AUGAUGGCGUCGAGCUACAACGCUAAGGAAGAGGACGGACACCACUCCGGCGCUUCGAGCGCUUCGAGCGGCACUGGCGUUUCGAAAAAUAACAAACCGGACAACACGGCGUUCAAACAACAGAGACUUCCAGCCUGGCAGCCCAUCCUCACAGCAGGUAGUGUGCUGCCGGCUUUUUUCGUCAUUGGGCUAAUCUUCAUCCCGAUCGGCAUCGGCCUGUAUGUCACAUCCAACAACAUCAAAGAGUUUGAGAUCGACUACACUGGUGUGAGCAGUGAUCUACACUGCUACAUCUGUGCAAAGAACUUCACCUGGAACUCCACAGAGCCCUGUGGCUGCACCGUCAACUUCACUUUGGACCAGCCGUUUGAGAGCAAAGUCUUCAUGUACUACAGCUUGUCCAACUCCUACCAGAACCACAGACGCUAUGUGAAGUCCAGGGAUGAUAGACAGCUGAACGGUGACCAGUCUGCUCUGACGGACCCCAGCAAGGAGUGUGAGCCGUACCGUAAGAGCGGCGAUGUGUCCAUUGCUUCGUGUGGGGCCAUAGCUAACAGCCUUUUCAACGACUCUCUGGUGCUGUACUACGUCGAUUCCAACAACAGCAAAAAGGAAGUUCCUCUGGUAAAAAAAGGCAUUGCGUGGUGGACAGACAAGCAUGUGAAAUUCAGGAAUCCCGCUGGAAACAGCAACCUGACUUCAGCUUUCCAAGGCGCAGCAAAGCCGGUGAACUGGGCGAAACCGGUGUACGAGUUGGACCCGUCGGAUCCCGAUAACAACGGCUUUAUCAAUGAGGACUUCAUCGUGUGGAUGCGCAAGGCUGCAUUGCCCACCUUUCGGAAACUCUAUCGCAUCAUCCAGAAGAAUUCUGGCGCCACCCCAACUCUCCCCAACGCGAAUUAUAUGUUGAACAUCACCUACACUUUUUGUCUACAUGAGAUGCAGGAACAGUCUGUGGAGCAUGAGAAACCAUACUUCUUACUCCUAUCAAAGGGAACAAGGAUCUCUAUUUGA